Nipponia nippon (crested ibis) is the source of this 624-nucleotide messenger RNA. RefSeq names its product alkB homolog 2, alpha-ketoglutarate dependent dioxygenase (gene ALKBH2). Lineage: Eukaryota; Metazoa; Chordata; Aves; Pelecaniformes; Threskiornithidae. Gene Ontology annotation, biological process: DNA alkylation repair. The record is from RefSeq and is a predicted model, not a curated record. Gene Ontology annotation, molecular function: broad specificity oxidative DNA demethylase activity; ferrous iron binding; cytosine C-5 DNA demethylase activity.
CCCCGCGGGCGGGAGACCCGCGCGGGGGGCCUGAGCUGCGACUACCGGCUCCUCUUCGGCAAGGCCGAGGCUGACGAGAUUUUCCAGCAGCUGGAAGAGGAGGUGGAGUACUUCGAAGGUGAAAUGACGAAAUUGCAUGUGUUUGGCAAGUGGCAUGACAUUCCAAGGAAGCAGGUAACCUAUGGAGACCCUGAGUUAACAUACACUUACUCAGGCGUUACCUUCUCUCCUAAGCCAUGGAUCCCAGUUCUCAACCGUAUCAGAGACCGCGUCGCUUUGGACACAGGACAUACUUUUAAUUUUGUUCUUAUUAACAGAUAUAAAGAUGGUGAGGACCACAUAGGCGAACAUCGAGAUGAUGAGAGAGAACUGGUUCCACGCAGUCCGAUUGCGUCCGUGUCCUUCGGAGCUUGCAGGGACUUUGUUUUCAGGCACUGUGAUUCCAGAGGGAAAAACGCAACGCGCCACAUUAAGCCCAUCAAACUGCAGCUAGCCCAUGGUAGCCUGCUGAUGAUGAAGUACCCCACCAAUGUGUAUUGGUACCACAGCCUGCCCACCCGCAAGAAAGUACUUGCCCCAAGAAUCAACCUCACCUUUCGGAAAGUGAUAACUGUAGCCAAGUGA